CUCUCUUUCUCUCUCUCAAAAUCAAAGCACAAUAACACAAGUCCAACCCCCUUACAAAGAAGUUACUACUCUCUACUUUGUUGUUCAGAUUGUACUGUGGUGUUUUUUUUUUUUUGGUUUUAUCUACUCUUAGUUCUCACAAUGAAAUUGUCAUUUGGCAAUCAUUAAUUAUGAAAAGGGAGGAAGCAUGUGUGUCUCCUUCCUAAACCAUUCUUUUGCCGUUACCACACUCUUCAUCUCCUAUUAAAUUUGGUUAGCAUUGUCGGUCUGCUUUUAUUUUAGUCUUUUUCUCAUAGGAGGCUGUCCCCCACAGUGCUUCAGCAUAUGCUGCCUGCAGGCUGCAGCUACCUCCAAACUCACUUCAAUAUUACUCUCCAUUUGGGUUGUCGGUGAAAGAUCUUCAGAAUGGAAUUGCAGCUUAUUUUCCUGCUAAUUAAGCUACAUUUUGUUAUAUGUAUUCCCCAGCUUCAUGAAUAUGCUGCCACUUAUCUGCACCAUUCGAGAAUCAGAAGCCCUUCAAGUAUUGCAUUCCCGCCAUCAGAAUCACUUUCUGGACUUCCUCAUAGUAUUGCACUUCCACCUUCCAAGGCAUCUUCUAGAAAUGCCGGAAGUAUUGCACUUUCACCUUCCAAAUCAUUCCCCAAAAUGAAAUGGACGCACAGUUCUAUGGACUCUCCAAUAUCACACCAUAAGCAUCACCAUUCCAGAAGAAAGUCCAACAACCAAGUUCCUGGCCCAACCUAUCCAAUCCACCCUCAUACUCAUCAAGGUUCUCCAGUCUUCAAAUAUCAACAUUCAUUCUCUUCACCUAUGAGCCUGCGUUUAAAUGCACCCACAUCAGCACCAGCACCAGCACCUGCAUCAUCACCAACAGUUCUAUCACACCACUUGAAUGUACCCUCUCCUUCACCUAGAAUUUCACCUCCAGGUUCAUCAUUGAAGAAGACAGAGACUCCACCACCAGCAUAUACUUUGGUUCUACCAUCUCCACCACCUAACAAAGAUUGUAUAUCGGUGACUUGCUCUGAGCCCUUGACAUAUACACCUCCUGGAUCACCUUGUGGUUGUGUGUGGCCACUUCAAGUUAAACUUCGCAUCAACAUUGCAAUAUACAAGUUUUUUCCUUUGGUUUCCAAGCUUGCCAAUGAAAUUGCUGCUAGUGUUUUGCUGAACCAUAAUCAAGUACGCGUUGUGGGAGCUGAUGCAACUAGCCAGCAGCUCGAGAAAACCAUUGUUCUCAUAAAUUUGGUACCUCAAGGAGUGAAGUUUGAUGACACAACUGCAUUUUUAAUAUAUAAGAAAUUCUGGCAGAGAGAGGUUCUCAAUGAUGCUUCUGCCUUUGGUGACUAUGAAGUGCUCUAUGUUCAUUAUCCAGGCCUUCCACCAUCUCCACCUUCAAAUGUUCACGGUAUAGAUGUUGAACCAUACCCUGGUCGCAGGAACGAUGGAACAAUAGUGAAACCUUUAGGAGUAGAUGUCUCAGGGAAGAAAAAAGAAGGGAGUGGUGGAAGAAUGGUUAUUAUGAUCGUGCUGUCAUCUUUUGCUGCCUUUGUUCUAUUCAUUGGAGUUGCCUGGCUUUGUCUCUUGAAAUGUGGUUCCUGCACUCUUGAACCUGAACAAAUUCCAGAUGUCAAAAUUCCAUUCUCUUCAAAGCGAUCAGCAGGGACUGCCAGUGCAAGGGCAUUGAAUUAUGGGAGCAUGCCGGGUUCUAGAUCAAUGUCCUUCAAUUCUGGAACAAUAAUAUAUACAGGAUCAGCUAAAAUAUUUACUUUGAAUGAAAUAGAGAAAGCAACAAAUAACUUCGAUUCUUCAAGAAUAUUAGGAGAAGGUGGCUUCGGUCUUGUUUACAAAGGUGACCUAGAUGACGGCAGGGAUGUGGCAGUGAAGAUUCUCAAAAGAGAGGACCAGCAUGGAGACCGUGAAUUCUUUGUAGAAGCUGAGACGCUUAGCUGCUUGCACCAUAGAAAUUUAGUUAAAUUGAUAGGUUUAUGCACAGAGAAACAAACUCGCUGCUUAGUCUACGAGCUUGUCCCUAAUGGCAGCGUUGAAUCCCACUUACAUGGUGCUGACAAGGAAACCGAGCCACUUGAUUGGGAUGCACGGAUGAAGAUUGCACUUGGUGCAGCUAGGGGAUUGGCUUAUCUGCAUGAAGAUUGUAAUCCAUGUGUCAUACAUAGGGACUUCAAAUCCAGCAACAUCUUGUUGGAAUAUGAUUUUACACCCAAAGUUUCAGAUUUUGGAUUGGCUAGAACAACACUGAACGAGGGAAGCAACCACAUCUCAACACAUGUCAUUGGAACAUUUGGCUACGUAGCUCCUGAAUAUGCAAUGACCGGCCAUCUUCUUGUGAAAAGUGAUGUUUACAGCUAUGGAGUUGUACUCCUUGAGCUCCUAACUGGAAGAAAGCCUGUGGAUUUGUCACAGCCACCAGGUCAAGAAAACCUUGUUGCUUGGGCUCGUCCACUUCUUACAAGUAAGGAGGGUUUGCAGAAGAUCAUAGACCCAAUUAUAAAACCCGUUUUUUCUGUCGAUACCAUGGUAAAAGUUGCAGCAAUUGCAUCCAUGUGUGUGCAACCAGAAGUCACUCAACGUCCUUUCAUGGGUGAAGUUGUUCAGGCAUUGAAGCUGGUAUGCAGUGAGUUUGAGGAAACAAGUUAUGUAAGACUGAAAAGCUUUCGAGAAGAUGAUCUUGCAACCAGUGUUCCAGGUGAGAGAGUGGGAAUUUCAGAGUGUAACAUAACACUGCCUCAGCCUGGUUAAGAACCAAGGUAGCAUUAUCUUCGUAAGAGAUGCUCAGUACAUGGGGCAAGGAAUUUGAGUUGUUCAGGUUGUUUGUGUAGAGGGAGCAGGAAUUUUCAAGUAAACUAUCUUUGGGUGGGGGUUAGCAAAUGAUGUUCAUAUACCUCUUUUUUAUCUUCGCUCAUCAAGCCUGGACAUAUUAGAAUCAUAUGUCUUGGCCUCUACUUGUGUGUGAAACUUUAAGUACAUAAAUUGACUCAUACAUGAAGCCAUAGACAAAACAAUGAGAAAUCUCAGCAAAAUGAAACAAAACUAAAUAAUCUGUUUCUGUCCGAUUCUUACUCUGUUUGUAGCUCUGCAUGUCAACAACUGAUUAAGGACCACACACAAUGUUGGGAAGUCCCACAUCAUCUGUUGGACAACUUUAGAUGUAUAUUUGAUUUUAAGAUAAAAUAUAACAUGGUAAGUUUGAGCUCAUCCUUGUUAAUCUUCCUCAAAGAGGAGUACUAAAAUUCAUUCAUUCUUUUUCUUAGCCAACUCAAUGAUCUCACUUUUACUAGCUAGCACUAUAUUCUAUAUGCUCUGAGAAA
Molecule: messenger RNA, 3329 nt
Organism: Glycine soja
Lineage: Eukaryota; Viridiplantae; Streptophyta; Magnoliopsida; Fabales; Fabaceae
Product: receptor-like serine/threonine-protein kinase ALE2
Exons: 9
Coding region: 406-2760 (784 amino acids)
Biological process (GO): protein phosphorylation
Molecular function (GO): ATP binding; protein kinase activity
Source: RefSeq, a predicted model, not a curated record